CAGGACACCACCUCGACCUCCUCGAUAAUUAUAUGUUACUUCUUGCGUUACCUACUAGGUACCUUACCUUACGGAAACUGUCCAACAUCAACAUCACUUUAUCUCAUCAACCUACCGAUCGACUUAUCCUUCAGCCGUCAGACAUAUAGAGACUUUACUAAUCCAACGAUACACUAGGCUGGUGCUCCGCCUCGCGAAGCAUAUUCUGCCUCGAUUCCAUCUCCGCAACUGGGUUGCGGCCCGAGUCAACACCUCUGGACUUCCAGGUCAAAACAUCAACUCAUCAUCGACCAAGCGCACGACACCCUUGACGACCUGAUCUACGUUCUUCCAUCUCGCCGAAUUCUACCACUUUCGCUCGAUAACCCUCGCUAUACAGAACGCCGCAGGCAACGACUCUCUGAGUUGGGCAGACGCAACGUCAUCACCAUGAACAUCCUCUACUCGACGGUGAACACGCUCCGCGACCGCUACACACCGGUAUCCCACACAUCGACUUUCCGACAGUCGGGCCAGAUCACACCGGAAGAGUUCGUCGCGGCGGGAGACUACCUCGUCUCCAAGUUCCCCACCUGGUCGUGGGGCGACGCCGACGAUGCCUCUCGCCGCGUCAACUACCUGCCCCCCGGAAAGCAGUACCUCGUCACUCGCAACGUGCCGUGCCAUCGCCGGCUGAACGAGGACUUUGCCGGCGACGCGGGCCACGAGGAGGCCGUAGUCGAGAGCAAGACCGGAUCCGGCGGUAACGGUGCUGGCGACGACGACGACGACGGGUGGUUGCGGACGGGCGGCCUGUCGAGCUCCCAGCCGCUCAAGGCUCGUGAUGUCCGGACGAUGGACGACUCUGGGAACGUCGGCGAACAGGAAGCGCUAGAAGAGGACGAUAUCCCCGACAUGGAGGAUGAAGAUGACGACGAGGCGAUCAUUCGGGAUACCGAGGCUAGUGGGAAAGACAGCGGCCGUAGGACAUACACGCUCUACAUCAUGUACUCGGCCUACUACCGCACCCCGCGCCUCUAUCUCUCGGGUUACCUCCCCAACGGCCAACCCCUGCCGCCCAAGUCCAUGAUGGACGACAUUGUGGGAGACUACAAGGACAAGACGGUGACGCUCGAGGACUUCCCCUUCUUCGCGAACAACGUCAAGAUGGCUAGCGUGCACCCCUGCAAGCACGCCUCCGUCAUGCGGACUCUGCUCGACCGUGCCGACGCCGCCCUCCGCAUCCGCAGGGAAAAGCUCCGGCGGGGCAAGACCGUCGGCGGGGACCAGGGCAUGGAAGGCCUCGUCGACGAGGUCGACAAGUUAGACGUGCAGGACGCCCAAGCCGCCGCCGAUAAGGGGUCGGGCGAUGAGUGGGAAGAAGUCAAGCAGAGUGAGAUUGACGAGCAGGAGGUGGCUAUCCGCGUGGAUCAAUAUCUUGUCGUGUUCCUGAAGUUCAUGGCUAGCGUUACGCCUGGAAUCGAGCACGACUUUACCAUGGGCGUAUAGUCGCGAUGGCUGGUCACUUCUAUUUUGUUAUGUCGUUCUUUGUUGCAAGCACGCUCUUAAUGAGACACUGACAAUCGUUGGACAUGGACGGAGUACGGCUCUUGAGUUUGGUUUGCUGCCCAUUUAAGGGCCAGGGCGAGGAGGGGGAGGGAUAGGGCAAUGGUUGGGUAGGCCUAGGUAAUGAAGGGCGGGUAGAC
Messenger RNA from Sodiomyces alkalinus F11, 1685 nucleotides. RefSeq lists its product as hypothetical. Bases 430 to 1488 code for a protein of 352 amino acids. Gene Ontology annotation, cellular component: cytosol; cytoplasmic ubiquitin ligase complex. The transcript has 3 exons. Gene Ontology annotation, biological process: autophagosome assembly; autophagy of mitochondrion; nucleophagy. NCBI's taxonomy places the organism in Eukaryota, Fungi, Ascomycota, Sordariomycetes, Glomerellales, Plectosphaerellaceae. The record is from RefSeq and is a predicted model, not a curated record. Gene Ontology annotation, molecular function: Atg8-family ligase activity.